AUGGCAAUUCAUGUACUAUGUUUCCGGGACAACAAAGAGUUCAAGGGGUUUGAAGAACAAGGCAUUGUUCAAACCAUAGUGGGUGAUCAUGAUGAUGUGAUUGAUUGUGUUAACAUCAAUAAUCAACUUGCAUCCAAUCAUCAUCUUAUGGAUGAUAAUAAUAAUAAAGAUCUAGAGUACGCUUUAGUCCGAAGUCAUGAUGAUCGCUACACUGGAGGAAGUGCAACAUUUAGUGUAUGGAAACCUAACGUCGAAGAUAAUGAAUUUAGUCUAACUCAACUAUGGAUUACUUCGGGACAUGGUGCAAACUUAAAUAGCAUUGAAGUCGGAUGGAUGGGAAACACGGCAAUCGAUAGUAGAAAAUCUGGUUUGCUAAUUAGUAGAGGUUGUUAUGAUAAUGAUUGUGCUGGAUUUGUACAAAUUGAUUUCAGCGUUGAACUUGGUCAACCCAUUUCUCCUAUUUCCACUGUUGGAGGGCCAAUAAGUGAAAUAAAAAUUUUGGUCUACAAGGAUUCAGGUGAGGAUGGACACUGGUGGCUAGAUGUAAAUGGUGUUGACAUAGGAUAUUUUCCUAAGAAUCUCUUCACUUCAUUGAGUGAAUAUGCUCAAAGAGUGGAUUUUGGUGGAGAGAUUUUUAAUAGAAAAAAUGAAGGUCACCACACAACUACUCAAAUGGGAAAUGGCCUAUAUCCCCAUCAAAAUGGAUCAAGUUUUAUAUCUGGAAUUAGAAUAUAUGACCAAGACAGAUAUUCAGUUGAAGGAAUACAACAAAUUGAUAGCACAUGUCCAUGUUAUGGUGUAAUUCUUAUUAAUGAUACUAUAUUUUAUGGAGGAUCCGGUUAUUCUGCAUCCUCCACAUAUGGCUCGCCCUCCAAUUCCCCAGCUCUCUACUCGCCCAUUUCUUAUCCGCCUUCAUCUAAUCCUGUUGUGCGUCCUCCUGGACAGGUUUCAUCUGGUUAUCCGGGACAUCCUCCACACAAAAAUGACAAGAGAAAAGAAGUGGAAAACCUCUGA
Impatiens glandulifera is the source of this 1014-nucleotide messenger RNA. RefSeq lists its product as uncharacterized. The transcript has 7 exons. Lineage: Eukaryota; Viridiplantae; Streptophyta; Magnoliopsida; Ericales; Balsaminaceae. Bases 1 to 1014 code for a protein of 337 amino acids. The record is from RefSeq and is a predicted model, not a curated record.